AUCCUCUAAAACCAAACAUAUGACAUUGUCAUAUUAAUUUAGGGAUAUCUUUUUUUUUUUCUCAAAUAAAAAUAAAGAAAUAAAUUUAUACAAAUUGAGAAAUGGCUUCUUGUGUGUGUUCAUCAACAGCAAUGGCAGAGAAGAUUUCAUGGAAUUGUGCUCUGUUUGUAGCAUUGAUGUUGGUGUUAAGUAUCUGUGAAUCAAGCACAAGUGAUGAUGAAUUCAAUCUUCAAAUUCAGAAUAUGCUUCAAGAGAAUGAUUUUAGUAAUAAUAAUAAUGUGAUCAACAAAGUGUGUGAUGAGAUAUAUGUUGUUCGUGAAGGAGAAACACUUCAAACAAUUAGUGAAAAAUGUGGUGAUCCUUAUAUUGUUGAAGAGAAUCCACAUAUUCAUGAUCCUGAUGAUGUUUUCCCUGGUCUCGUUAUAAAGAUUAACCCUUUCAUGUUACAUCGUAAAUAAAUAUGUUUCGAUUUUAAUUAAGACUAUGUUCUGUAUAAUAUAUGUAACAAAUUUAUUGGUAAUUUUAAUAUCUAUAUGUAAAUUGCUCAUGUUUGGAAAGGCUGGAAGCUAAUAUAAUAUAUGCAUCUUAGUAAUUAAUUAUGAAUGAGCUAUGUUAUGAAACGUCAAUACAUUGAUGAAAUUACAAGA
Molecule: messenger RNA, 647 nt
Organism: Cicer arietinum (chickpea)
Lineage: Eukaryota; Viridiplantae; Streptophyta; Magnoliopsida; Fabales; Fabaceae
Source: RefSeq, a predicted model, not a curated record